AUGACAGCAGGUGUUGUACUAAUGGCCACAAGAGACAAGUUUCUGUUGCGGUUGAAGCAACAACAGGAGAGGGAUGUGGAUAUGUCAGAUAUGAGCUGCCAGAUCGGGAAUACAAAAACAAAUGUCACCUUCGCUUUACAUCCUUUGUCACUCUCAUUCACACUAAAGCGCAUACGAGAAUGUUUGCCGGAAAUACUGAAAGUAAAAUCGCCCGAUGAACGACUUGUGGGUGGGCAGCCGACCAUUCCGUUCACCUACCCGUUCAUGGCGGCCAUCCAACUGACUGACGGCCACCACGUGUGUGGAGGCUCCCUCAUCGACUCCCUCUGGGUCAUCUCGGCGGCCCACUGCUACACAGACACCAACAUAAAGGACUUGCAAGUGGUUCUUGGUGACCAUCAGCGAUCUGUAUCUGAAGGAACAGAGCAAAUAUUUUCAAUCAGUGAAAUUAAAAUGCACCCGUUUUACUCGGAGACUCACCGUAACGGUUACUUCCUGCCGAACGACCUUGCACUGCUCAAACUGUCACGCCCUGCCCUGUUAAACGGGUAUGCCGCAACUAUUGACCUCCCCCACACCUGCCCUUACAACAUCACCGGCCGCCGCUGCAGGAUUCUAGGAUGGGGCAGACUUAAUGGUGACGACCUCUCCGUGUCGGACGUCUUGCAGGAGGCCACGGUGUCAAUACACAGUCUAGCAGAGUGCAGGCUCACCUGGGGCAACUACACCUACCACGGACACAUCUGCACGUUCGAGCCAAACGUCUCCUCGUGCGCAGGUGUCAGUGGCGGACCGCUGAUUUGUCUCGAGAUGACCGGCUACGUCCUGGGUGGGGUCAGUUCGUGGACAGACACACAGUGCCACGACUUCCACAGCAUCUACAUGGACGUCAGCCAGGAGGCCGAGUGGGUUGACGCACUUCUCACUCUCCCACUCUCCCAAGUUUUUACUCUCCCAGGUUGUUAUCACCCUCCCAAGUUCUCACCAUCUCCCUGA
This is a messenger RNA of Gigantopelta aegis, 996 nucleotides long. Its product is annotated as trypsin-3-like. Gene Ontology annotation, molecular function: serine-type endopeptidase activity. Gene Ontology annotation, biological process: proteolysis. The coding region runs from base 1 to 996 and encodes 331 amino acids. Lineage: Eukaryota; Metazoa; Mollusca; Gastropoda; Neomphalida; Peltospiridae. The record is from RefSeq and is a predicted model, not a curated record. The transcript has 7 exons.